AUGAAACUUUAUCUAUUUGUUCUUAUUUUUUUGGCAUUCUUUCUUUAUUAUUUUCUUUCUUUCUUUCUUUCUUUCUUUCUUUCGUUCUUUGUUUCUUUCUCCUUCAAUCACUUCUUUCCUCCUUCGAUUUUCUUUAAUCAAUUCAUUCCUUGGUUCGUAGACACUCGUUUUUUUGUCUUUCUUACACUUUCUCAAUUUUGUCAUCUAUGUAUUUGUUGCUGUUCCAUUUGCUUUCUAUCUAUCUAUCUAUCUAUCUAUCUAUCUAUCUAUCUAUCUAUCUAUCUAUCUAUCUUUCUUUCUUUCUUUCGUCUUUAUUUCUUUCUUCCUUUUUGUCUUUGUAUUUGUUGCUGUUCCCUUUCCUUUCUAUCUAUCUAUCUAUCUAUCUAUCUAUCUAUCUUUCUUUCUUUCUUUCUUUCUUUCUUUCUUUCGUCUUUCUUUCUUUCUUUCUUCUCUUUUGUCUUUUUAUUUGUUGCUGUUCCCUUUCCUUUCUAUCUAUCUUUCUUUCUUUCUUUCUUUCGUCUUUAUUUCUUUCUUCCCUUUUGUCUUUGUAUUUGUUGCUGUUCCCUUUCCUUUCUAUCUAUCCUACUUUCUUUCUUUCUUUCUUUCGUCUUUAUUUCUUUCUUCCCUUUUGUCUUUGUCUUUGUUGCUGUUCCCUUUCCUUUCUAUCUAUCUAUCUAUCUAUCUAUGUAUCUAUCUUUCUUUCUUUCUUUCCUUCGUCUUUCUUUCUUUCUUUCUUCUCUUUUGUCUUUUUAUUUGUUGCUGUUCCCUUUCCUUUCUAUCUAUCAUUCUUACUUUCUUUCUUUCGUCUUUAUUUCUUUCUUCCCUUUUGUAAAAAAUACUAUCUAUCUAUCUAUCUAUCUAUUCCAUUUUGUGCAUUAUCUAUCGCCCUCUGUCCAUUUUCUCGCACUCUCUGUUUUUUCAUAUCUAUUUAUCUCAUUUUUGUUCAUUAUCUCCCUCUUUCUCUCUCUCUCUCUCUCUCUCUCUCUGUCAGUCUUUUAA
This is a messenger RNA of Acanthosepion pharaonis, 999 nucleotides long. NCBI's taxonomy places the organism in Eukaryota, Metazoa, Mollusca, Cephalopoda, Sepiida, Sepiidae. The record is from the annotation of a GenBank genome assembly.